GGGGCGGUGCCUCCGCCAAGGGGCUCGGGCCGCUCGGAGCCGCUGCCGUCGCAGCCACAAACGUCGCCAUGCCGGUGGACCUGGCUAAGUGGGACGGGCCGCUGAGCCUCUCCGAGGUGGAGCAGAAGCCAGCGCACCCGCUCAGGGUCAAGUAUGGCUCCGUGGAGAUCGACGAGCUGGGCAAGGUGCUCACGCCCACUCAGGUCCAGCAUCGCCCCACCAGCAUCGAGUGGGACGGCUGCGAUCCCCAGAAGCUUUACACCCUGGUUCUCACGGACCCUGAUGCGCCCAGUCGGAAGGACCCGAAGUUCAGGGAGUGGCAUCACUUCCUGGUGACCAACAUGAAGGGCAACAACGUGGGCAGCGGGACCGUCAUGUCGGAUUACGUUGGCUCCGGGCCUCCCAAGGGAACAGGGCUGCACCGCUACGUGUGGCUGGUGUACGAGCAGCCGCAGCAGCUGGCCUGCAGCGAGCCCGUGCUCUCCAACCGCUCCGGGGACAAGCGCGGCAAGUUCAAGGUGGCCGCGUUCCGCAGCAAGUACGGGCUGGGGGCGCCCGUGGCGGGCACCUGCUACCAGGCCGAGUGGGACGAUUACGUGCCCAAGCUCUACGAGCAGCUCUCGGGGAAGUAGGGCCAGGGCCCGCGGUGGGGCUGGGCACGGCGCUCCAGUUGUGUUCUGUUAAUGAGUUGCAGCCAAGUGUCCUGCUCUGACAAUGUCACUGUCACUGUCCCUGCUCUGUCCCUGUGCUGAUGCUCGUGGUAUCCUAGCUAGAGAGCUGCCCCUGGCUCCAAACUGACCUGCUUAAGGGAAACAGUAGCCUUUGUGAAUUAGUGUCAGUUCAGGGGGUCUCUGCUGUCCUGGCAUGGCUUGAGGUGGCAGGGGUGUGGGUGCACAACCACUCUGGGGCAGGUGCUGGCUGUGGAGACUCCCUUUCCCAAGAGAGGACAGGGCAGUCCAAGGGAAACUUCUCCCUUUUUUCUUUUUUUUUCUUUCUCCCUCUCCUACAUUUGGCCAGUGCCUCCACAUCACCACUACAGUAGUGAAGGUGCAGCUCGAGGGGAGGCAGGAGCUGGCCUAGAGCGUUUCCUUCUGUUCUCUGCUGCCACCCAAAGCUGAGACCACUUUGUUCUGUUCAGUCCUGUGGUGCCCUGCCCUGUGCUCACAGUGCAAUUAAAAACUUCCAAGGUA
Messenger RNA from Zonotrichia leucophrys gambelii, 1190 nucleotides. It is a transcript of the gene PEBP1, whose product is annotated as phosphatidylethanolamine binding protein 1. The coding region runs from base 69 to 632 and encodes 187 amino acids. Gene Ontology annotation, biological process: negative regulation of MAPK cascade. The transcript is spliced from 4 exons. The record is from RefSeq and is a predicted model, not a curated record. Lineage: Eukaryota; Metazoa; Chordata; Aves; Passeriformes; Passerellidae.